Coffea arabica (coffee) is the source of this 1440-nucleotide messenger RNA. Its product is annotated as xanthohumol 4-O-methyltransferase-like. The record is from RefSeq and is a predicted model, not a curated record. Lineage: Eukaryota; Viridiplantae; Streptophyta; Magnoliopsida; Gentianales; Rubiaceae. Gene Ontology annotation, molecular function: protein dimerization activity; O-methyltransferase activity.
UACGGAAAACAAAUAGCUGUUAUUAAUUUGUUCUCGUGCUUGGAGCAAGCAAUUUCAAAUAAAUUCCCCCAUCCCUUCUUCAUUUGCCACAUGGAGAGGGAAAAGAGAGACAAAGACACCAUGGACACAAAUGAUGAAGGAUCAAAACUUCUUCAUGGCCAAGCGAAGAUAUGGAAACAUUUGUUCGGCUUUGUAGAUUCCAUGGCCCUAAAAUCUGCUGUGGAGCUUCAAAUAGCUGACAUUAUACACUUCCAUGGCCGUCCCUUAUCCCUGUCCGAAAUCUCCUCCAAUAUCACCAACUCUUCAUCCCCAAAUAUCCCAUAUCUGGCACGAAUCAUGAGGUUGUUAGUCCGGAACAAGAUCUUCACAUCCAGUGAAGUUCGACCAGGACACGGUGGAGACACUCCCUCCACCAUCCUCUACGACCUUACUCCAGCCUCGAACUGGCUGUUAAAUAACAAUGAUCCGUUGAGCUUAGCUCCGUUUAUCUUAAUGGAGAACCAUCCAUGGCUUUUAAGUCCAUGGCAUCAGUUGAGCGCUUGUGUAAGAGAGGGUGGCAUUGCAUUUCAAAAAUCUCAUGGAAAAGAGAUAUGGGAUUUUGCAUCACAAAACCCUGAGUUCAACAAGAUUUUCAAUGAUGGGAUGGAAUGCACUGGGAUGAUUACAGUGCAAGCAGUUCUUUCAGGGCUUAAAAGUGCUAACUGGGAUGGUGUGGAAUCACUUGUGGAUGUUGGGGGUGGAAUUGGCGCAACCAUAGCUGAGAUUGUCAAGGCUUAUCCACAUAUCAAAGGAAUCAACUUUGAUUUGCCACAUGUUGUUGCUACAGCACCUAAGUAUGAUGGAGUUUCUCAUGUUGGUGGUGACAUGUUUGAUGCCAUCCCUAGUGCUCAAGCCAUCUUCAUGAAGUGGAUAAUGCAUGAUUGGGAUGAUGACGACUGUGUGAAAAUAUUAAAAAACUGUCGAAGAGCAAUACCAGAACAAACAGGAAAGAUCUUCAUUGUGGAUGUGGUCUUAAAGCCUGACGGUGAUGGGCUAUUUGACAGCGUUAGGAUGAAACUUGAUUUGGUAAUGAUUGCUCACGCCUCUGGAGGCAAGGAAAGGACUGAACCUGAAUGGAAAAUACUUCUACAGAAAGGAGGCUUCCCACGUUACAAUAUUAGCGCAAUUCCAGCUUGCUUAUCCGUUAUAGAGGCUUAUCCAGAAUGAUAUUAUAACUAUGAAUGAUAUUAUAACUAUGAAAAGUGCAUUGUGGAUCGCCUAUGACUUGCACAAUGCAAUGUUGUUAAACUCAAACCAAAUAACGACUCAGCUAACGUAUUGGAUUAGGGGUCAACUGAUUGGAGCAGCUAGACCAUUCUUAAAAAUUCGCUGACAUCAGUAUGAUAUUAUAAUUAUUUUAUAUUUUUAUAAGUUUUAGAAAUAUUGAAAUUAAGUUCUUGG